UCUCGCUUGUGAGGAGCGACGAUAUCGAAUUUUCGUAUUUCAGUAUUUUACACGUUUUCAUUCUCGUUGUUUGGAGUUCGUAUUUGUUUUACAACGCGUGGAUUGAAAGGUUGGAUUAUUUGAUGCCGAGUGAAACUCCGAUUUCCGUGAUCGUAGAUUACUGGUCAAUGUGCAGCAUGUAUCUCGAAGUGAUCUCUGCCUGGUUUUGUAGUUAUUUUCCAAAAAAUAAUCUCGCAUCGAUAAUAAAAGCUUUCCAAAAGGCUGAACGAACUUCUGAGAAACUCGAUAUACCGGAAAACUGCGAGAAAUACUUGAGAAAUAUCGUCAUUCAUCUGCUGCUCUCAAUCACAGUUUUUUACGGAACCAUUUCUUUUACCAAUGUCAUACUGAUGCGUUUCCCGAAUUAUUAUUUAGGCCAGUGGCUUGUAUUCAAUGUGCCACGUUUAGCAUCGAUCACCUACCUAACUCUGUUCGUUUGGUGUCUUGUGAUAGUUGAACGAAAAUUCCGUCGUUUGAAUAAAAAAGUUCAUGCAUUCCUGCAAAACUAUUGCAUCAAAGCUCACGGAGUUAUGUAUCAGAGGAAAUCGAUCAAUGAAAUCUCAAUCGCAAAAUCAAGCUGUGAAUCGACAGAACUUUUUGAAAAACUCACCAUAAUUCUGCACUCACACCGUGAACUUCGCAGCUUGCUCAAUCGGAUCGUGAGACAUUUUGCUCUGUUUGUUAUGUUCAACGUAACGACACAAGUGACCGUGAUAAUUUUUAACGUGUACGCGGUCUAUCGGUUCGUCAAGACGCACGACUUCACCGAGCUACUCGACUUUUUAUUCGUUAUUUCAUUCGGCGUUGAAAUGCUCUUUCCUCUGACAAUCCUUAUCAUUGAAUCCAGCGUUUGUAACUCCGCAUCAUACGAGGCCAACAACAUGGGAAACAUCCUUCACUCGAUCCUCAAUCAUUCUGACAAAUCUUUCGAUACCGAAGACUCCGCGCGUUUGGACGUAAUUUCCUUGGGACUGUUGCUGAACAAAACCCGGAUAUCGGUCUUCGGCUUAUUCUAUUUGGACCAUCAUUUCAUUUACAAUACUGUACCAAUGGCAACGAUGUACCUUGUGAUAAUGCUACAAUUUUACACCUGAGCCAACGCGUUGUUCGUGCGCACGAUAAAGUGUGAAAUUGGAUGAAAGAAACCAGUGAUCAUCUGACCCAGAAAUUAUCCUUCUAAGAUU
Venturia canescens is the source of this 1223-nucleotide messenger RNA. Its product is annotated as putative gustatory receptor 28b. The record is from RefSeq and is a predicted model, not a curated record. Gene Ontology annotation, cellular component: neuronal cell body; dendrite; axon. The transcript has 5 exons. Gene Ontology annotation, biological process: chemosensory behavior; male courtship behavior; sensory perception of taste. Bases 123 to 1133 code for a protein of 336 amino acids. NCBI's taxonomy places the organism in Eukaryota, Metazoa, Arthropoda, Insecta, Hymenoptera, Ichneumonidae.